This is a messenger RNA of Oryzias melastigma (Indian medaka), 879 nucleotides long. Its product is annotated as CD209 antigen-like protein E. The record is from RefSeq and is a predicted model, not a curated record. The coding region runs from base 108 to 854 and encodes 248 amino acids. NCBI's taxonomy places the organism in Eukaryota, Metazoa, Chordata, Actinopteri, Beloniformes, Adrianichthyidae. The transcript is spliced from 7 exons.
AGUGUAGUUUGUUCUGCUGCUACUUCCUGAAUGUUUGCAGUUCAGAGCUGACUGCUUUCAUCAGGAAACAGUCAGUGAAGUCUGAUCAGUUAGUUUGAUCUCUAAAGAUGUCGACAGAAACUGAAGAUUUGAGAGUGAAAUUUAACAGAAAUCUUCAUCAUGAUGGAAGAGAACAAAGUGAGGUGGAGAUUUUAGAAGAUGAAGAUCAGAUCUCUGAUCAUGGAUUACAACAAACUGAAAAACAGAAGCUGAAGAAUCUUCAAGUCAAGAGAAGAAACUGUUUCAGAGUUCUCAAGUUGUUUCUGGGAGUUUUCUAUUUUCUGAUUCUGGCUGGACUCAUGACACGGCAUCUUCUUUUGUCUUUGGAAAACAACAAAACAAAAAACAGUUACAAUCAGCUGCAGACUGAACUUUCAGUCAUCAACAAAACUCUUUUGGAUGAAAGUAACCAGCUGAAAACUGAGAUUGAAGGUAAACGGUGUCCUAAAACUUGGAUCAGAUUUGGAUGCAGCUGCUACUUUAAAUCCACUGAGGAGAGAACUUGGUAUGAGAGCAGGAGUUUCUGUCAGGAUAAAGGAUCGUAUCUGCUGGUCAUCAACAGCAGAGAGGAACAGGAAUUCGUUUCUAAAUUGAAUCCAAAUAAAGAAUCCUGGAUUGGUCUGAAUGCUCUGUGGUCAUCACAGAAAAACAAAUCCGAAUGGAAAUGGGUGGAUGGAUCACCACUGACAGAAACGUUCUGGGAUGAGACAUUUCCAAAAGAUCCAAACAACUACAAUGCUGUGUUCUUAAGUACUGAAGGGAAAUGGAAAGAACAGUUCCAUGCAACCUACAAAAACUGGAUAUGUGAGAAAUAAAAUUCCAGCUCUUUCUUGUUACUGA